Messenger RNA from Thermochaetoides thermophila DSM 1495, 1050 nucleotides. RefSeq names its product putative mitochondrial carrier protein. The coding region runs from base 1 to 1050 and encodes 349 amino acids. Gene Ontology annotation, biological process: magnesium ion export from mitochondrion. Lineage: Eukaryota; Fungi; Ascomycota; Sordariomycetes; Sordariales; Chaetomiaceae. The transcript has 2 exons. The record is from RefSeq and is a predicted model, not a curated record. Gene Ontology annotation, molecular function: magnesium ion transmembrane transporter activity.
AUGCUCAUGCACUCGUUAGACACUGUCAAGACACGGCAGCAGGGCGACCCGCAUAUCCCGCCUAAGUAUACGUCGCUUGGCCGCUCCUAUAUCACCAUCUUUCGGCAGGAGGGCAUCCGUCGCGGUCUGUACGGCGGUUGGGUGCCCGCUCUGUCUGGCUCCUUCCCGGCUACUUGCCUGUUCUUUGGCGGCUAUGAGUAUAGCAAACGGCAUAUGCUUGACGCCGGGGUGCAGCCUCAUAUUGCCUAUCUGAUGGCAGGCUUCAUCGGCGACCUCGCCGCAUCGACGGUCUACGUGCCCUCAGAAGUUGUCAAGACCCGUCUGCAGCUGCAGGGUCGCUACAACAACCCCUACUUCAACUCCGGGUACAACUACAAGGGCACGGUAGACGCCGUACGGACGAUCAUCCGCACCGAGGGCUUCGGCGCGCUCUUCUACGGUUACGGCGCCACGCUCUGGCGCGACCUGCCCUUCUCGGCGCUGCAGUUCAUGUUUUACGAGCAGGGGCAGAAAUGGGCCCACGACUGGAAGGGCAGCCGUGAUAUUGGUUGGCAGCUUGAGCUGUUGACUGGUGCUGCUGCUGGCGGUUUGGCUGGUACUAUUACCUGCCCGCUGGAUGUAGUCAAGACUCGUUUACAGACCCAGCUUCACCCGGAAGCCGCGGCCGCGGCGAAUCCUAAGCCGGCUGCUGCUGUUCCUCCUCAACCGACACAACCCCCACCAGCAUCGUCAUCCCCGACAUCAAUAGGUACAUCAUCCUCCUCUAAUACCGACGCGGCGUCAAAGCACCAAAAACGCUUAAUAUCGACCUCCUCGCCGUCAACACACACACCAAAGCCGGGCGCCGUCACUCUCGAGACAUCGUCCAUGAUCACGGGUCUGCGGCUAAUCUACAAGACGGAGGGCUUUGCCGGUUGGUUCCGUGGUGUCGGCCCCCGCGCGGCCUGGACCAGCAUCCAAAGCGGAUGCAUGUUGUUCCUGUAUCAAUCGAUCCUACGCAAGCUCGAGACGUGGAUGCCAGUUGAGAGGAAGGAGUUGGCUGAGUCGUAG